Messenger RNA from Spirodela intermedia, 23141 nucleotides. Lineage: Eukaryota; Viridiplantae; Streptophyta; Magnoliopsida; Alismatales; Araceae. The record is from the annotation of a GenBank genome assembly.
AUGGGCAGAUUUGGCAGUCUGCCUUGUGGGCUCUUUUCCCGCAGCUGGUGCUCGCGCCUUCUAUCUCGAACUCCAACGGUAAGUGGUCGCGCAUGCCCUACCAUUGCAGAUGAUUUUACGGCCGUCGAGGUCUCCUCUGGUAGGAAGGAAUGGCCUGAGUUUGUGGUCUAUUCUCCAGUUUCCGACAUCUAUCAGUGCCGGGCCAUCUGUGGGUGACGUAAAGCACCAAGAAGGGAUUCUGCUAUUGGUUAGAGCUAUUUCUCACCGAAUAGUCUCACGUAAUUCCUUGGGCCAUCAUUCCUUUACUUUCAUUAUUCCUUGUUGGGUCGUUUCAUUACAUUUUAGUCGUUGCGGCUUCAUUGUCGUUGUCGAUAUCUCGUGAUAUUUCCAUAGUCUUAGAACUUGUGAAACGGUUGAACUUCCGUCCUGUAGGAAUGUAGUUUGUGUCGUGGGUACCUUGUGACCCGUUCGCAGUAGCAUCCAAAUAUACUCUGAGCAAUUACUUUUCAUUGGUGUGUCCCACGAUUCAGGCAUUUAUUUGUGGCGCUAAUUUUAUUUUUUUAAAAUUCAGUCCUAUUUAAUAAUAUGACUCGAAACCAGUGAAGGAUGACACAAAGUCUCCACACCUAUAGGAUUUUAUUGCAUUGUUUUUAUCUUUUUAAAGUAAUGCAACAUUCCUACCUUUAUUAAUUCUAGAGAAGAUCAUUUACGGCCUUGCAACUUCCUUGGUGAGAUUCACUCAGAAUUGAUGUAAAAUAUCUUGUUCUAGCUCUACAUGGAAGCAGCUGUUGGGGAGUGGAAACACCUUUCUUUCAGUUAAGAACAUCAUUGCCAUUGCCAAAGCGUUGUUUUCGUGCUACUGGUAUUUAUUUUCCAAGAACUGCAGCCUCUUAUCAACUGGAUUUGAUUCAGAAAGUAUAAGAUUUCUCAUCAUGAAGUUGCUCAUAAAUCUGUGUUAUGCUGUAUUUCGCGCAGGUGUAUGUUGCGCUGCAGAAUCUGACUACUAUGAAACACUUGGUGUUCCAAAAAAUGCUAGCCAGGAUGAUAUCAAGAAGGCUUUCCAUGCGGUAGGUUUCCAGUGUCAAAAUGUUUUCUUCUGGGCUAGAUAAUGGUGGGAAUUUCAUGGUGAGUUUUCGGGUUCACUUAUAAGAUGUUUAAGUUGAGUAAACUGAAUGCUCUUUCAUUGGAAAAUAAAGAGUCUAGGGAUCAAAUUUUCCAAUAAACUUUACAAUGAAACUCUAAUCAAAACUUUAUCCAUCUCUUGGUUUCGUAAGGCAUUGGGUUCUUUCAUUUAGUUCGUGGAAGAGAUUGUUUUUAUUCUUUUACAUGUAUCAGUAUUCUUUAUUUUCUCCUGUUCUCAUUUUAGAGUCUCUGGUGCAAUGUUGUGUGAUAUUGCUUCAUUCGGCUGUUGAUGUCAUAGUCAUGUGAAAGAUGUUACGUGUUGUUAUUCCUGCUGUUUUUUUAACAGUGUCAUUUGACUUGAAAUUCGUUAUGGGCUUCCUUCGCAUCUGUCUAAGCAUUCUUGCUCUAGUUACUGCUAUUUUUUUCGGUUGAUAUAGGUUUUUUGGUCGCCUAAAACUUUCCUUUAUAACUUUCCCAGUCUAAUUACUAUUUUAUAAGAUAUCCUUCAAUCAUAGGAAUCCAUUACUUACCAAAGCAAUUUUCAUUUUGACUGAGCAAUUUUAUUUUUACACGACAUUGUUUGUAUCUUCCUCUGGUUGUGCCUAGUUACUGGAAAUAGCCUUAUUGAGGUCGCUUAUGUUUUUCUAAUUCCGUAUUAUGUGCAUGCCAGACAUUGUGUAUUAAUUACGCAACCUUAGAGUUCACCUAUUAUUAAUAUCAUCUAUAACUUCCAUAAUCUUAGUUUAUAGCCUAAUCCAUCCUUUGUCACACUCCACCAAUUUCACACGGUCUGUGAGACUUUUGCUUCUAUACUAGUUGCAAUGAAGUCAUUUUCUAUCAGGUGAAACUGAUAUUUUGAUUUAUAUAUUAGCAUUUAUAUUUUGAUGAAGAUGCAAUUAUAUUUUGAGUUGAAAUGAUGUAAUAGCUUCCAUGGGAAUAUCAUUCUAGCCAAGAACAGGGAUGAUUCCUAUCUCCAUCAAUAAGUGAACAAAGAUCGACUACUUGAGUUGAUUAUUUGGAUUAUGUUUGUGCAUUAAAAUCAUUUAUGGCCUAAAAUUUGAGAUUUGAUCUCCUUCUAAUUGCUUUGCUUUCCUAUUUGUUCUUCUUUGAUUGUAUCUGAGAAUUGUCAUCUGCAGCUGGCAAAGAAAUUCCAUCCUGAUGCCAAUAAGCACAAUCCUGCAGCAAAGAGGAAGUUCCAAGAGAUAAGAGAAGCAUAUGAGGUGAAAUAAAUUCUCUGUUAUGCCUACAUUAGACUAAAUUAUACAUUAUCUAUUUUUUCUUAAUUUUAUGUUUUGUGAAAAUGAGUUCUAGACUUUGCGAGAUACAGAUAAGAGAGCUCAAUAUGAUAAGGUAAUUGCCUUGAACUGUGGAUUUGGAUAUCUAGUUUUUUCCUUUCUCGAUAUGAAUUUUAUUCAAAUCAGUUAAAUAUUUUUGUUAAACAGUAAUUUUAUUCAUGGUAGGAAUUGUCUGGUGAUACAAGGCAGAGGAGAUAUAGCUCUUUUGACUCAAAUGGGUUCAACAGUCAGAAUCACGGCCCUUUUUCUGAUACAUUCUAUAACAUAUUUUCGGAGGUAUUUGCUUUUCAUUUUUCUUAUUGUUGGGGUAAAAUGGAAUAUAGAAGUCUGAUCGUUUGUCACCUUCACAGAUAUUUGAAGACGAUAGGGAAACAUUUGCACCUGAUGUUGAGGUCCCUUUAUAUCCUGAGCUUGAAGCUGAUUUUUGACUUGUUGUUCUGUUUUAGACAUCUGAAACCUCUCUGCCUAUGGCUCUUAGGUGGAGUUGCUCCUUUCUUUUUCUGAAGCUGCCAAAGGCUGCACCAAAAGCCUAUAUUUUAGUGCUCAUGUAUCAUGUGAUUCAUGCAGUAAGUGCGCUCUACUUUGGUUCUUAUGCUUGGAGUCAACACUCUUCUCUGUAGAUGAUAGCUGUCAGGUAAGGUUACAUGUGAUGUCACAUAAGAGUCAAAGUUAACCCGGUCAUGUUGUUUGGGAGGUGUGAAACCCUUAUGUAUGGGAUAUGCCUGUCUAAUCCCACACAUCCUUCUCACUCGUAGGCGAGUACAGAUGAUGACAAUGUAGACUGGUCCAGAUGAAAGUUUUUCAGACGACAAAAUUGCAACUGAGAAAAAGUGCUAUGAUUUUUGUUAUGGGAUAUUUGGUCCAACUGAUGCAUUGGUUCAUUGGUCUUCUGGUUUUAAUGUAAAUACCCCUUCCGUAGUUGGUUUUAGUAUGGAAAUUCACGCACCUAUUUAGUGUUUUAGACAUCCAUCUCGCACUCUCUCUAUUUGUACUCUUUAAUUCACUGUGUUUGAGAGAAAUUUUCGUGGUAUCUUAACUUAGGUCUUAAGCCUAAUUCAUCCAAUGCAGUACCCCAAUUGGUAUCCAGAGAUCAUUCACAAGUCUACUCCUUGGAUUGCAGGCCUGCUUCCUCUCUGUGGUGUCUUCUCAACUUUUUUUUCUUUUUUUCUUCUCAACUUCUGGAAACAUCUCCAGGCCUCUUUCCCACCUUUCUUUCCUACUGUAUUAUCCUCACUGUUAAGAGAUUAUCGCUGGUGUCUUCCGCUUUCUCUUGCCCAGCAGUCAAUAGGGUAAAGGUCUGAGGGAAGACUGUAACCCUUUGACAGCAUACCACAAUAUUUGUUUCUCCUCUUUGCUGCCUGGAGGUCAUUGACUUAAGACUCUAUCGUCCCUAAACGUCUCCCUCUCCUAUAGGAUGAAAGAAAGCUUGCAAGUGGUCUAUCACCUGUCCCUGCUGCAGCCUGUUUGUCCACUGCUAAUCUUCAUCUGUUGUUGCUCUUCAGCACCUCCAGAUACAUCUUUAGCGGUUGCUAAAGAAAGCGUUUUUCAUUUUCCCUGAUGACACCUUAGUGCCGCUGUUUUCUCUUGAUAAUACAGUUACAGAACGUUUUAAGAUGCUGUUUUGACGUCAACUUUGCAGCCAGAUCCUCUCCACUAUGGAUUCUGAAGCCUAUUCUUUUCCUUGCUUUUGAUGGAAAUUACUGGAAGAUAUAUUACACCAUUUGGUGGCCUACAGGACUCAGUCCAUAUGACAGGAUGAGAAAAAAAUGUAUAUAUCAAUGAAAUAUACGGAAGAGAAUGGUGGGGAGGAGCAUGGUUGAGAGUUAGAUUCUCAGUGUUAAUAAAAUUCUGUAGAUUGUUUUGAGAAAACGAAUAGAUGGGGAGAUGCAUAGGAUACGUACAGCCCAUAGGAGGAUAGGUUCUGGAUCUAUCAUCCUAUCCUUGAGGCAAUGAAAUCUUUCAUUUGGCGCUCUAGUAUCUUCCAUGGUGAUUGUGAACACUUCGAAUUUAUGUUAUAAUGGAGUGAGAUACUGUAGCAGAUCAAGAGAGACUUCUUUCAUUUAGAUCAAUAAAAUUAUAGCCUAUGAAGAGGAGCUAUUUGUUGCUCAUAGCCCACCUCCAUCAGCUAAAAAUAUGCUAUUUUCCCAUUUUUCCAUCUUUUUAGUCCAUGUUUAUAUCCACAAAGUUGUUAGUGUUGGUACUUUUGCCGGUACUAAGACUUUCAGACAAGAUCAACACUUGAUGUUACGUUUUGGCAUUUCCAUUCUUGAAUGCUAUUUUAGGCACGUGUUGACAUUUUUUCAUAGGGUACCAUAGCUGGAGCCUUGUAGUUUUUGAAAAUCAAUGGAUUAGGCACAAUACAUUUAAAAGCAACCAAUGCCCCUAGUCACAAUUGUCGAUCCAAUCCAAAAAGCCUUUUGAGGAUUUGAUUUUAUUAUAGUCCAGCCAAUGAUCUAGCCCCAUCUGGGGCCAAAUUAAAUCAUAAAAAGUCAUAUAAUUUUAUCUUUAAUGGGAGAUUCCAUGGAUGCUAAAGAUAAUGUGACAUUGAAAAAAUACAUGAAAUGACCAUGGCACAGUUGUGAGCUUUCUCUACCUCCACAGUUCUAUAAUUUAUUUUAGACAAAUGAGCUUUCUCAUAUGAGUUACGUACCAAUGGUGAAUGAGCCUCUACUAGGCCCAUUUUACCUUCAACGAUACCUAUGGCCCUGACCAUGCUGAUGCUGAGGAGAUCUCUAGGUCACUACAUACGCAGAGGUUUAAGUUCUAGGUUCUUGGAAAAUUUAAUCAUUAUCUGGACUUGCAUCUGAAGGAUUUUCAAAUUCGGUUGAGGCUAGACAUAGAAAAUAUUGCAAGACAUAAGGUAUAGCUGACAGAUACAAACCAAGUUGAAUCAGCUGGUGGAAGAUUACUUGAACUACUCAAAGUCUGGUUUGAGCUGAAUUCGAAUUAUCCUACAUGUUAUUUGACCUACUUGUCUUGGGUGCCCUAGAGAAAGUCAUCCUAAUUUUUUAUAUCUGGGAUUAAUCAAGUCAGAUGAUCAAUCUAUAAUGAAAGUAUUUUCUGGUUUUAUAUAAAAUAGUGCCUUGUUUCAUUAUAGGGAUUUUCGUCAAUAUAUUUCCUUUCUGUUGCCUUGAUGUGAUGUCUCAUGUUACAGACGGUAGUGGACAUCCAAUAAAUGCUAAACCCAGAGUUUGUACAACUUGUGGAGGCACUGGAAGGGUGAGCUUUACUUUUACUGCAACUCGUUUUCACUUCUAGACCCAAGGCCUGCGAAUGGAUUCAUUUUCGUGAAUAUUAAGAAGUUUCUGUUUGUGUUUGUUUCUUGGGCAUCUCAUAUGCUUGUCAGGUGACUGUGAUUCCAUUCACAUCCAGGUGUAGUGCAUGCAAAGGACUGGGUCGUAUUAUUAAGGUUGGGAUAUAAUGCUUGUAAAGAUAUUGAUGUAUAUUACUGCAAAAAAUGUUUGAAUCCUUAUUAAGUUAGUGUUUUCAGGACCAUUGCCCCACGUGUGCUGGGUCAGGAGUGGUAAAGCAUACAAAGAAUGUUGACGUCUCCAUCCCAGCAGGUAGAAUGCUAACCUUUGUAAUUAUCAGCUAUCCAGGAGAAAACUUUUAGAUUUUAUUUGAAAUAAAAGGUGUACUGUAAAGCAAAAUAUUUAGAUCACUAUUUGUUCAUACAGAGGUUAUCCUACAAAGGUGAGAAUCCUUUAAAACUCGGGGCAUCCUACAAAAUUUGAUUUCCUGUCUUUUUUGAGGACUUUCUCAAUUGGUAGAUUGACCCUUCCUUGAAGAGUUUCUUUGGUACUUAGAUUUCCUUUAUUAUAUAGGUAGAGAUCUAACCUCCUGUAUAAACUUUUAUGACUGAAUAAGAACAUGAGUUUCUGGACUAAUCACCCUCUGCCUACUUGCACUAUGGUUUCACCACUCUCUGGUAUUCAGAUCAUGAUUAAUUCGUAUCAGAAUCUCUGUUUUGCUCUCGUAUUUCUUCAACAAUGUCAAACUGCUCUCUCCUUUGGCACCGUCUAUGCUCAAUUGCCACUGAAAAGCCUACUGAGCAGGAGGCCAAAGAAUGCUCGGAAACAAUGCUUUUGCUACUUGGAUAGUCAAUAAUGGUCGAAGGCUAUUCACACCUAGCCUUCAGGUGAUUUUCUACCGUUCCAGCUCAUCCUUUAUAUACUUUCAUCGGCUGGCAAAUAUCAUCACCUCACCUCCCCCCCCCCCCUCCCCCCGGCCCUCACAAGGGGUCCAGUUGCUCAGACUUGUCUCCCACCAAUCUCAUCUUCAAUAUGUGGAUAUGUGGAAUGACUGACAACUAUCUGAGGGCCUGUCUAGUAGAUACUUAUAGCUAUUCUCCACAUUUCUUGCCAUGGCAGAAAGUUUGACCGUGAUUAGUUAAGAAAUGCACAGAAGGUUGCCUUAGCUUUUCCCAGCUGCCUACCCAACCACAGACGCAGAGUUAUGUGCAGCCCUGUAUGGUACUUUUGCCUGCAUUUAUGCAAUCUCGUUAAUGUAAGCUCUUCAUAACUUCAUUCAGCAAAGAAAGAGCACACAAUCUAUCUGUAUAUACCGUCCACUUUGGCCAGUUAGACCUAAUCGAUUUGAUCUAUAUUGUCUUCUUAUCUGCUACAGCAAUGAAUCUAGAAAAAUCAUAAAGAUCAUGAUUUUCUUUCAUUUGUGGAACCUACAGAUGGCAAAACUGGUUAAUUAUUUGUAAGGCUUUUCAUAGGAAAAUAAAGCCGCUCAAAACCUAUUAUGGAGGAUUAAAAAGUUGUUCUGGGGAAGUUCAAGAAUGGUUUGGUAGGGUUCUCUAUUCCUCCAACCUAGAGCGAUGGUGUACACUCUCAAUUUGAUACAUCGUUUUUGGUGAGCUAUGGCUUCGUGAAUAAGAAGUUAUCACUGAUCACGUGAAGAGCUCAUUGACUUUUGAAGAUUCAUGAUGUGCAUAAUGCAAGGAUCCAACCAUAUGGUAUCACUGAUGGUCCUAUCAUAGGAUCAUUGCUUUCAUUGACUGAUUUGAUGGUGACGAUGAUGCAGAGUUUUGUGAGGCACUUUCUGAACGAUUGGCGACAGAGCCUCUGACAUAGUCGGCCAUGAGGUGGAUUGGAUGUUCUGGAUAAAUCUACUCGUUCUUAAGAGUAUGCCUAAUAUACUUUCGAGUGCAUAAUUUUCCAAGUUUCCUGAGCUCCUGCUGCUUCCACGUGAUUCUGAGAGUUCAGGUUAUUAAAGGAAUGAUGAUAGGAUAUUGGAACAUAGUUUAAGGAUGAUGAAUCUCUGAAGAGCAUCAGGCCUGAGAUGUACCUGCAUCACUUGAGAUUUAACUCAGAGUAGAUCAAGAUAUCUCAAAUGGAUAACAUGAGAUUUCUGAGUUCAAGAUAACUGGGACAGUGGAGAGGGUAAAGGCUCCCUGUUUUCCCUGUCCAAAGGAAGGAGACACCUGAGGGAGGAAAGGGAUAUGACUAAAAACAGAUUUGGAGAUGCAGGUAAUGGGAGUUGAAUGAUGGAUCAUGAGUCAGACUUCAAGAAGAAUAGAGGUGAAGUUUAGGAACCAGGUUACAUUUAAUUGCUUAGAACUGUUUGUAAAAGUAUCUUUAAUUUUUCUACAUUAUUUAGAAACGACAUGAGGAGAAUUACCUCCCUGGAAGUAUUUCCCAACCAUUAAGUUAUUUAUUUGUCAGGGUAUCACAGACUAUUUGUUUGAAUUAUUUCAAGUAUAUAAACGUUCUUUUUUCGUGUUCAUUUUUUUCUUAACGUUAAUAUAGUGCCAAUUUUCGGUAAGUUUGAGAUAGGUGGGCACCUUGGAUGACUUACGUUAUACAGGCUGGGAGUGAUGUAACAUUGUAUCACUUAAUACUAUAAACUGAUCAAGAGGGGUUUAAGGCCCAUCAAGGGAGCUUUCUCCUUGGGUCAUUUUCUUAUUCCCUGAUCUUAAUUUGGUCUUUAUUUACUUCUGAUGUCGCUGCCUCACAUUUAGAGAGAGAGAGAGAAGAAUGGAGAAAGAGCGGAAGAGAGUUGCAUGAAAAACUAACCCUUGGUUGUAUGGUUCUUGAGGAGAAUCUUUUCCUUCUGUUGCACACCUCCUAUAUGCCAUGGAGUUUUUAAAUGAGCAGAGCUCAUGUGUAAGUUGUGACCACAGUAGGGACAUAACAAGGAAUUCAGUCAGGAUUAUGAGAUUCUGGUUUUUUUCUCGUGCCCCAUCCAACUCAUAGACCCAUCUCAAGAUCUAUAAAAGCAUCUUGGUAUCCUGAACAUCAUCUACUUUUUAAAAUGAUACCGACAUUGUUCCUUUUCGCUUACUUACAUUGAGUUCUAUCAUAUUAGUCAGAAACUGUACAGUGAUGCAAACCCUGGGAGGAUAUACAGUGGAAAAAAAGCUGUUGCUUAUUAUUCACAUCAUGGAUGGCUGCUAGUAAUACACAAGUACAAGGGCCAUGAAAUAAGGAAACUAUCUAACAAAGUAGUAAACUGACCAACUAAGAGAGAAACGCUUAAAUAUAUGUUCUUUCCCACAAUAUUUAUGUUAUUCCUGAUAUUUGUGUUUCCUCCUAUUAAUGCGCGUCUGCAGCACAGAUGUUGCAGACUUCCAUAGCUUUCUUAUCAUCGGAUAACAAUUAAAAAAACUACUUGGAUGAAGAAAAAUUUCAUGUAAUCAAAAUAUGUGAGCUACGUCCUAUUUACUUAAUUUUAUUCUUGUUAGUUUGUCAAAUCUCUUGUUGAUAAGCUCUACUACUUUGAUUAUGAUUUUACCCAUUUUGAGUACGGCGGUAAUAUCUACUGAAUAUCUUUGAUUUCACCUGUUUGGAUGUUUCUGUGAUUUCUUCCUCUUCUAUAGGUGUAGAUUCAGGGGAUACAAUUCGAGUGCCAAAGGCAGGGAAUAGUGGGCAACGUGGUGUGCAGCCCGGAAACUUGUUCAUUAAGCUGAAAGUAUGCUUCGUUCUGAUCAUUCGUUCUUUGAUGAAGGGUACAGAAUUGGGCAAAAAACUUUACAGUGUCCAUGAUGAAAGUAUCAUUCAAUAAUAUGGAUAUAAAUGCUGAUCAGCGGCAACUAAAUUACUCAAGCAUAUGCUAUAUAUCACUCAAUAAUAGGAUGAUCACUUAAACACUCAAUGGUGAAAUAAAAUUCUUGAUUCUUCAUAUUUGCGCUUAAAACUGUUCAAUAUUAUUUGUAAAGAAAUAGAACAUUUUUCUUUAUUGGACUUAAACGGUUAAAUACAACCAUGUACUUGUGAUGGCACAUUCGAAGAUGUUUCUUAUUUUAGAAGUAAAUGGGAUUGAGCUCGUGAAUUGCCUUCCUUUUAAUAAAAUUUGUUGUCUUUUGGUGUCGUUUCUAUGUCUAGGUUGCCAAAGAUCCGAUUUUUUCAAGGGACGGUGCCGAUAUCUACGUGGACUCUAAUAUUAGCUUUACACAGGCAAGAAUUUUUCCUUUUUGUUACUCUCCUCUUCGAAGUACAAGUGAGGAAAAAAAUUAUUCCACUGGGAAUCAUUAUAAACCAGCAUGCUCUCUCUCUUCAGAAAAGACUGCAGUAUGUGAAUUCAGUGUUCUGUUCAGUGACUGGUUGAUUUGAUAAUGUCUCAACACUAGCCAGAUGUCUACUACCUUCAACUUUCGAGCUUUACUUGGAUCUCUUUCGAUCUAAUUUUGCCCAAAAGAAUCUUAUGACUUCAAAUGUUCAUAGCAGUAUGUGGGUUUUGUUCUGAAUGAUCGGCCACUUGUGGAUUUACAAGAUAAAUAUUUUUACCAUAUUUCAUGUAAAGUAUUAGUUUUCACCAAUAGAACCUUCUCAAGUCAAUUCAGUUAAUUAACCUUACUCUAAUUGUCAGUGCAUCUUUGUUCGUUUCACGUUUGCUUUAUCUCUUUGGGUUCCAUCGCACACUGAUUUAAACUGGUGAUUAUGAUUAUUAGUUGGUGAGGAGAGUAUUGGCAUCCUAAUCGUUUUUAUUGGUGGUUAUAUUGAGCAACAUCUUGGAUGAGUGUUGUAGUUGCGAGAUAAGUAAUACUAAGUAAUAUGAGUGAUUGAUACUAGUGGUUAUAAUCUUUCCGUGUUAGCACAAAUGGCCACUAGUAGGGCAUUUUCUUUUCGGGUAGUUUUUGGGUAGCUUAUACUUGUCAGGUAAUGAUAAACCACAGAUAAAAACAAAUUAGUUGACUUUAUGGAUUGCUAAUUUGACGAAAAGAUGCAAUUUAUUCUGUUCUUGAGAUGAUCUUGUGGGAAAGUUGGUCAGUUCUGACUGUUCUAGGAGAGUUUUAUUUAACAGUGAUUUCUCUUUAUAGCGAUGAAUAUAUGCUUCCCUGUUAAUGAGAAAAGGAGGCUUGAUGGAAAAUAAAAUUGUCCUCGCUGGGUUCCAUGAUAGUUUGGAAAUAUCCUGAGGACAAAUAUGGCUGUGAAUUUUCCAGGCGCCAAAAUACAGUCAGUGGUCUUGCGAUCCUAAAAUCUAUUUUAAUUUUGUGGUAUUUCUUCUGUUAAUGUAUUUGAUGCAAUUUUCCCCUCUAGUUGAUUGUUGAUGGUGCUUUCUUUGCUGUGACGUCGUUUUUAUUAUGGUCUGUUUGAAAUAUUUUUGAAUUCAUCCUUGUUUCUGUCAUCAUUGUCUAUAUGUUUGUUGACUUUUGUGAGAAGCUAAGAGCCAAUGCUGUGGGAAGUAUUCUAUCAAGAGCUCUAGUACUACUGGUAUCUUGAGAGACUCCAUUCACAGUUUAAUCAACUCUGUGAGAAGGUUUUGUUGAGAGCUAUAGACCCUAUUUUCUCCAAUACGAGACUAAUUAGAAUGAACUAGGAGAAACUGAUGCACAGGAAAACUUUAUGGUAGUUCAUUUUCCAUGUGAGUACUUCCAGCUUCCAUUAUAGUAUACCAUUGAGUUACAAGUUGUUCACGGUGAUGGCUGCAUAAAAAAUUCCCUUCUAUAUCUUGGGAAUCAGCAUUGACCUUACUUUGACAAAUACUGAAAAUACUCCCAUGUAAGAAGCAUUUUACAAGAAAAUAGAAAAUUUGGUUUAAAGACUCUAGUCCCAUGACUGCUGGAAGGGGGGUUUACCCGCUCCCCAACAUUCUUUCCAAACCACAUUGAGAAAUGACAGUUGACUGACCCUUGUGCGAACUCCAUGUAAGGGCAGUCAUUAGGCUCCACAUUGCUUGAUUAGUGUGAUCUUCUGAUCUUCAAUACUCAAGAUUUUUAGUCUUCAUACUGAGUAUCCAAGAACAGAAACCUCAUUCAAAAUGCUGAAUGCUUGAUUUAUUUUAAAGUUUAAUUUUGUCAUGUCAAUGAUCAGCAGCACACGUAGUUUUAUUUGCUUAAUAUACUACUGUUAUUUUAUUAAUUGAAUUAUUGUGAGAGAUAUUUGAAAUUGGGUUGAGUUUUAUUUGCAAUUGGUUAUGCCUCAUCUUGUCCUGUUAGGAUUGAGGACAAUUGAUAUCUCCCCUGAAAUCAUAUGUAUAUAUAAAAAUUCUGAUUGUUUACUAGUAUUCAACUUAUUAUUCAGGCUAUCCUUGGUGGAAAGAUCCAAGUACCAACUUUGUUGGGGAAGACGGACGUGAAGGUACGAUUUCUUGCAUUACCUUCAGUUUCUUUUAUUAGUGGCAUUCUUUGCUGGUUAUUUUAUAACUCUAUACGGAUGCUAAAACACUGAGGAAUUGCAACUGUGAAACGUAUUUUGGACCUUUUUCAGUGUGUGGCAUUGUGCAGUGCAUUAUGAAACAGAAAACAUGGCUGGUAUAAAGCAUCAACUCCUAGAUAAAACAGCCAUCUUUACUUUGAGAAAUAUUUGAGAUUAGCGAGAUUUUGAAUUGAUCUCUACAGGAGUCUUAAGUUCCUAAAUUUGUCUGACUUAUAUUGUUUUCGCUUCCAUUUGUGCAUAUCAUAGAAAAGAUAUCGAUUUAUUUCGUAUCUCAAAGGUACACAAACAGGAAGGGUUUGUGUGCAUCUGUUGUAGUGGCACCAACUAAGAAGGAAAUUGAACAGCGGGUCUUAGAAGUAAGACUGUGCCUUAGAUUAUAACUUUUAAGCUAUUGCAUGAACUAUUAAGCCAUUGUCAUUCCUCUCAUUCUUACCUCAUGUAAAAAGGUUGAGAUAAUACUCAUUUUCUUCAUGUUUGACUAUAAUGUUUUUAAUGUAUUUUUGAAAAAAUGACUUAAGGUGCUUCAUUAUCUAGUAAAUUUUUGUGUUGCCAUUAGUAAUAGAAAUGUGAUUGUAUCGAACCCAGUUGGGUAGUUUUUUCCUUCGAAGAACUCUUGACUUAUUUUUUGAGCUUCUGAACUGGACAUUAGAAUAUAGUGUACUUCAGAUUUCGGAUUUUAUAUUUCUUCUUUCAUGUAUUUGAAUUUUUCUUUUUAAUCUAAGUUCAGAGGAAAAUGUUCCAAUAAAAUGGUUGCUUCAAAUAUCUUAUUUACUACUCAGAUACCGAAAGGAGUCCAACCAGGGCAGCUGUUGGUCCUUAGAGGGAGAGGUAUAUCUGCUGAAGAAUUUACAUUAAGAGAUAUGCCAAAUGAACUACGACAGAUUUUAUUUUCUUUCACUAUAUUUCCUCCGUGUAAUGAUGAAAUCGUACCAGGUUUGCCAAAGCGUCUUGGCUUUGUGGACCAUGGUGAUCAGUACGUGCGUUUCUGUGUAAAUUUUCCUCUGUAAGAUGCUACUUUCCUGGUGUAACAGUUUAUACGCUUUGAAUUUCUCCAAUUAUGACUACCUGAUUUUUUUGCGAAUCAUAUACCCUCAUUGUUCUUCGUAACGUUUCCAUUCGAUCCCUUGCAUUGUGGAAGAGUGUGGAUUGGCAGUAGGGAGUAAUGUUUGGACCCAGCGGAGUGAUUCUGAAGCUUCGUUGAUUUAUCUAGUUGAAUGGGGCAAAGUCCAUGUUUUUGGAUUUAUAAAAUUGAGUAAUCAAAACCUUCCCAUCAUGGAAAAUCAGUGAAACACCAUACAAGCGUUCUAACAUAACAUAUUUCAACCACGCCAACACGAAAUAAGCUGCAUUGAUUGUCCAGGUUCCUUCUUCCUUUUCUCUGAUCUUUGUUCUCCAGUUCUGGCCUUUUUCUCUGCCUCUUGUUGCUGCUCACGACCACAGGAAGGUGAGGAUCCAGAGUCCCGCAGCUGGCCUGCUGCUGGUCCGUUCUUUUCUUAUCAGGCCAAUUCAGCCAUCCUUCUCCAUCUAUAGCGACAUUCUCUUUUCCAGCCUUGUUUGAUUGUUCCUCUUCUACUUCUGGUUCUUUUGCUAGUGGUGGGGAACUGGGUUUUCUUUUCAAUGUGAGGCUCCCAUGCCUUUUGUUUUCUCCCAUGCAUACAUACCUGAGCUGGUGGAAGAUAAAAUGAAUAUCCCCUUCCAUGAUUAUGCAUGUAUUUUUUUAUGGUAGAAUCUUUAGUCAAGUCAUAGUUUACAUCGUAACUCAGAUUUAUUUAUUUUUUUGUUUGAUCAAAUCAUAAUAUAUUAUAUGGUAGGUCAUUCGUCAAAUUGUUGAUGUUGCAUUUAUUUACUACUUGUAGAUCAGUGAACGACCGCCAGAAGUCCCUUUUGGAAGAGUUUGCAAAGGAGGAAGAGAUUAUUGAAAGAAAUGCAUAUGAAGAAACAAAAUGGUUAGUGUCUUAUGUUACUUGCCUGGCAUUCAAGACCCGAUUUAUUUCUGCUGACCUCUGACAGGCUCAUGCAUCUUGUCUAUGGAUAUGCACUUCAAUUAUGAAACUUUCUAUUGACAAGAUAGUUCAAUGCAUAGUUGCUCAGUUCUUUCUCACCUUACCCAUUCAUUCCACUGACUUUUAGUUGGCGAUCCCUUGUAUAUAACAUGAGUAGGUCACACAAGUCCCUAUGCACCAGAUAAGUUGCUAUGCUUUGUGCUGCUGUUAUCACCAUGGUCUAAUCACUGAAUACCCCCCCCUCUUUGUGACAAUGAUUAUCUUAUAUUACAUCAUCAUGUGCAGAUUUUUCUCCUUGAUGAAUUUUAAUAUUUUACAUAACUUUGAACUGACAGAGGGCCAAUUGUUAAUGUAGAGUCCAUAGCCUUAUCCCCUCUGUCUGCAGGGGAUCUACCCAGGACAGGCACAUACGUACACUCUUUCUCAUCCUCACACGAAGUCACUGCCGAUGCAUUAGAGCUUCACUGCAGAUCUCUGUAGAGGUGGCUGCUACCGUGUAGUUUUCUAUGCCUCUUUGAGACUACGCCACCAAUUAGCUUGAGCAUCAGAGGCAUCCUUGGGGUCCCUUUUUGUGCCUCCUUCAAGGCGCCUCAUUAGGAGAUGCUUUCCUAAAACCCAGCAGUGAUGGAUGAGCUGCUGCUGCUGCUGCUCCACACAGCUCCAUUCACCAAACUUCUGGAGCAAGGAAUUUAGUGGGUCCCCAACUCUAUUCCAUCUAUCUAUGAAAUAAAGAUAAAUUACGAAUGAAUAAAACUGUGCAUAUAUUAAAAUAUAUAAAAUAAAAAUCAUACGUUAAGAGAUUAUUAGUCCUGGUGGGAUAUAAAAAUUUGAUCAUAAAAGUAUUAAAUAGAGGCAAAAUAGCUGUCGUAUUUUAGUGUUUAUUUGAAGAAUUUGAGAGAGGAACGGACAUUUACGAAUGGGAUGUCAUGGUAGCUGAAGCAUUAGGAGUAUGCAGGGUUAAGUUCUCUCGUUGCAAUUGUAUUGUUUGACUAAAAGUCAGUCUGGGUUCUCCGACGGUUAAAUGGCAGAUCCUAUGUUUUGAAAAUUUGCAUUAUCCCAUCUGUUAUAUUUAUUAUCAAUGGCAGCUCAGGGAAGACUUCUUCUUCCAAUCAAUGCAGAUGGUGUUAUUUUAUUCCUAGAGUUUUGUUAUCUGGAGAUUCUCUCCUUCUUACGUGAACUCUGGGUCUGUCUGAAUCUUGUUGGCAUAGAAUACAAAUCCUGUUUUUCAUGCUGCGGUCAAACUGUAGCUAUGAUGUAAGGACCAGUGCCUUUGAUUUUCUUUGUUGUGCUAUAUUUUAACCUGAAUAUGAUGAGGAUUUUCGGAAUGACCAACAGGCUUGAUGAGCGGCUGUCUACUGGUUGAACUUACAGGUGGCAUCAAGUCUUCUCUCGUCCGAACAGGCAUCUGUUCUUCUAUCUGACUAUCGGGGUCUUGUUCCUGGUGAUCCAGCUCUUGCCUGAUCUGUGAUGAUGAGUGGAUAAAUGAGUGGGCAGGCUUUGCUGUGGGUCCCAGCGCCAAGUUACAAUUUUUAACCGCAGACGGCUACUUAUGGGAGGAGGAUAUUUUCUAAUCUUCUCCACUCGCGGGGGCAAUUUUUUUUUUUUUUGUAUACCAGUCGAGGAAAGUGUAAAUCUCUGUUUUCAAUAAGGUAAUUUUUGUGUAUAAAAUUAAUUCAUUGAUGUCAUGUUAAAUAAUCCCCUCUCCUUCCUCCCUUGCCUUUUUUCUUAACUCUCCUUGAUCCUGGAUUACUUCCACCAGGAGUGACUUGUAAAAUGUUGCAGCCAGAACUUAUGGUUUUUGCCAAAGAUGGAAAUAAACCCCUUCUGUUCCUGUAAAUAUUGGGUAACUAAUGUGAUACCAAGAUUGCACGCCUACUGACUAUUCUUGCACCCAAAUUGGCUGCAGCAAUUGGCUAGGCCACCAUGCAUUACUCUCUAAGUUACACUUAGAUGGGAUUACUUAUCAUGGGUUGCAUGAUCGAAGAUGUGGCAUAUUCAAAUUUCUAAGAUCUAAAACGACAUGUCUACCUAUUCAACUAUUCACCAUUAUUAAGAAAUUUCCUUGGACUCUCGAAUGAAUCCAAGGCUUUCUUGUCUCCCUCCACAACAUCUAGUCAUCAUCUGCAUGUUUCCAUCUACUUACCUCUGAAAUUUCAUCUGCAUGACCUCUGCUCAUAUCCAUGGAAGCCUUUAUAUUUCAUGAUUCUAAUCUUUGCUAAUAACAGCAAGCUACUAAUCGCGCGUCACAUACCCAUUAGAUGAGUUACUUUCAUAUUGGCAAGGUCAUGUCCCAGAGUCUAAUGAAUGAAUGCCACCACUCAUCUCUGACAGGAUGGUGGAUGGAUUAGUGUCAAUGGUGAUAUAAGCUCUUUUGUACUUGGGCUGCUUGGACCACCGGAUUGAUGAUUUCAGCUUUCCUAGGAUGGGUGGGUCCUGCCAGGAAAAAGAGAUGGCACAAUGCCCAAGUGUGAAGAGAUUAAUGGCGUCCACAUGAAAUCUUGUCACAAUCCCUCUUCCUUCCUCCUGAAUUUUCACGGAUAAAUAUUGCUAUAAAACAUGGGCUAAAGUUCUUAAUAAGCUGCUAAACCUGUUUGAUGAACUUAAGCAAAAUUGGUCAUGCUGAGAUUCUUCUAAGUGAGAGAUUUCCUGUUUUAUUUUACUUUCUUAUUUUUUUGCAUAAUUCAAGACUCAGACUCAGUUUAUCGCAAUAAGGGUACAAUGGACUCAUCGAAGGAAUCUUUGAUUUCACCUCACGAGAGUAACCUGCUGCAAAAGUCAACUUCUAGCGUGAGAUUUGCAUGCACUUGUGCACAUGCCAAUGAAGGUGGACCUCUAUCAAAUGAAGGGGGAAUAGGUUGCAUUAGCUGAUAUACUGGGGGUGGUUUUUGUCGGUAAAUAUAAAGCUUGUUUAAAAAACAGGACAGAAUUUGGCAAUUAGAUAGCCCAAAGCAUGCCGUGAGAGUAGAAAAAAUUAAGCCUUGGAAAAAGAUUCGAUUACCCAUUGACCAAAAUCAUGGGAAAAAAAAAGAUUAAUUUGACUUCAUUAUGAAAAUCAGAGUUGUAGACGAAAAGAAAUCAUGAGGGCCUUUCCUUACUGAUCACAGCACAAAUAGUAUCAUUAUUUAUUGUAGCAACCUUCCCCCACUUGUAAUAUCAAGGAGGGGUGGUGGCAGAAGAAAUACAAAAAGAUUCAAGUAUACAAUGGAGAAUGGAUGAUGAAUGGAUGAAUAUGGCGCCCACUUCUUCGUAUUGCAAGAAUUCACAGAGCCCAAUGCUCAAUUUGUGCAUGGAUGGAUGAUCAACUGCAGGAGAUAGAGUUUUGAAAAUCGGGACUUGGGAGAGAGGUUAUCUUCUGUAGCUUAUAUCGGACCGCUUCUCCUUCACUUUGCCUCCUCUAUUUAAGCCCUUUUUCAACAGCUUCGGCUUGAGCUUCGAUCCUCCUCACUAUUAGAUCAUGGACGGACAAGGUCGUUAGAAUGCAGCGUGAAUUCACGUGAUAGGCAAAGCAUUGACCCUUAACUUCCCUCUGCCUCCGUUUCAGAUCCUCCAAUUCCUGUUGUAUCUUCUCAGGGUCACCUCUCUCACGAUGAGCAAUAGAGAAGCGUUUAUGUGUACAUUUUUCUCUGUAAGAUGCUACUCCCCUGGUAUAGCAGUUUUUAAGCUUUGAAUUUCUCCGAUUAUGACUGUCUGAUCUUUUUGUGCGUUUCUGACUUUUUUUCUGAAUCUUAUACCCUCAUUUUUGACGACAAUACUUUUUCAGAAUGUUUCCAUUUGAUCCCUUGCAUUGUGGAAGAGUGUGGAUAGGCAUUAAGGAGUAAUGUUUGGACUCAUGGAGGGAUUUUGAAGCUUCGUUGAUUUAUCUAAUUGAAUGGGGCAUUAAGGAGUAAUGUUUUUGAAUUUAUAAAAUGGAGUUACCGAAACCUUCCAAUCAUGAAAAAUCAGUGAAACACCAUACAAGCAUUCUAACAUAACGUAUUUCAGCCACGCCAACACGAAAUAACCUGCACUGAUUGUCCAGGUUCCUUCUUCCUUUUCUCUGAUCUUUGUUCUCUAGUUCUGGCCUUUCCUCUGCCCCUUGUUGCUGCGCACCACCACAGGAAGGUGAUGAUCCAGAGUCCUGCAGCUGGCCUGCUGCUGGCCGCUCUUUUUUUAUCAGGCCAAUUCAGCCAUCCUUCUCCAUCUACAGUGACUUUCCCAGCGUUUUUCGAUUGUUCCUCUUCUAUUUAUGAAUCAAUGCAUAGUUGCUCAGUUCGUUCUCAUCUUACCCAUUCAUUCCACUGACGUCCAGUUGGCCAUCCCUUGGAUAUAACAUGGGUAGGUCACACAGGCCCCCAUGCACCAGAUAAAUUGCUAUGCUUUGUGCUGCUGUUAUCACCAUGGUCCAAUCAUUGAAUACCCCCCCUCUUUGUGAUACUGAUUAUUUUAUAUUACAUUAUCAUGUGCAGAUUUUUCUCCUUUAUGAAUUUUAAUAUUUUACAUAACUUUGAACUGACAGAGGGCCAAUUGUUAAUGUAGACUCCAUAGCGUUAUCCCCUCUCUCUGCAGGGGAUCUACCGAGGACAGGCGCAUACAUACACUCGUUCUCAUCCUCACCCGAACUCACUGCAGAUCUCUGUAGAGGCGGCUGCUACCUUAUAGUUUUCUAUGCCUCUUUUACACUAGGCGACCAAUAAGCUUGAGCAUCAGAGGCAUCCUCAGUAGUGUCCUUGGGGUCCAUUUUUGUGCCUCCUUCAAGGCGCCUCGUUAGGAGAUGCUUUCCUAAAACCCAGCAGUGAUGGGUGAGCUGCUGCUGCUGCUCCACACAGCUAUUCACGAAACUUCUGGAGCAAGGAAUUUAGUGGGUCCCCAGCUCAAUUCUAUCUAACUAUGAAAUAAAGACAAAUCAUGAAUAAAUAAAGCUGUGCAUUUAUGAUAAUCUAUACAAUUAAAGAUCGUAUGUUAAGAGAAUAAUAGUCGUGGUGAGAUAUAAACAUUUAUUCAUAAAAUUAUUAAAUAGAGACAAAAAAGCUGUCGUUUUUUGGUGUUUCUUUGAAGAAUUUGAGAGAGGAACUGCCACAUCCAAAUGGGAUGCCAUGGUAGCUGAAGCAUUGGGAAUACACAGUGUUAAGUUCUCUCGUUGCAAUUGUAUUGUAUGAAUAAAAGUCAGUCUGGAUUCUCCGAGGUGAAAUGGUAGAUGCCAUGUUUCGAAAAUUUGAAUUAUCCCAUCUGAUAUGAUUUUAUCACCAAUUGCAGCUGCCAAUGAAUGCGGAUAAUUUUAUUUGAUUCCUAGAGUUUUUUUGUCUGGAGAUCCUGGAGUCUGGGUGCCUUUGAGUUUCUUUGUUGUGCUAUGUUUUAACCUGAAUAUGCUUCUUUCGGUUUCUUUGAGUUUCUCUGUUUUCAUUAAACUAGUUAAUUGAUUAUUUUCAUUUUAUGUAAUCAUCCCUCCUCCCUCCUUGCCUUUUUUCUUUCUAACUCACCUUGAUCCUGGAAUAUUUCCAUAAGGAGUGAAAUGUAAACUAUCACCUUGAUCAUGUUCCCUGAGAAGUAAACCCUUCUGUUCAUGUUUAUUUGGUAACUAAAGAGAUCCCAAUGAUGCACGUCUACUGACUAUUCUUGCAAAAAAAUUGGCCACAGCAAUAAGACAGCCCAAGGCAUGCGUCAGAGUAUAAAAAAUUAAGCCUUGGAAAAUGAUUCGAGUACCCAUUGACUCAAAUCAUGGGAAAAAAAAUAUUAAUUUGAUUUCAUGAUGAAAACCAGAGUUGUAGACGAAAAAAACAAUCACGAGGGUCUUUCUUCCUGAUCAUAGAACAAGUAAUAUCAUCAUUUAUUGUAGCAACCUCCCCCCACUUGUAAUCUCAAGGAGGGGUGAUGGCAGAAGAAAUACAAGAGGAUUCCAAUAUACAAUCGAGGAAGGAUGAUGAAUGAAUGAAUAUGACAACCCCUUCUUCGUAUUACAGUAAUUUUCAGAGGCUAAUGCUCAGUCUAUGCCUUCAUCUCAAUCAGCCCUUCAUGGUCAUGCUCUGCUUCAAAUCAGCUAGCUCUUUAGCUGAGAGGUCCACGCACUGGGCAUAGCCCAGCAUCUUAAGAUCCUCCCAUAUCUCGUAACAGUCAUCAAUCUCGACCGUCUUCUCCAUCUGAAAAGUCAACAUGGCCACCUUGAGUUGAAUUAGGCCAGAAAAAUACCUUUUACUUGGAAGGAAGAAUUGGAAAUGGGGGCCGGGGGAGAGAGGCUACCUUCUGUAUCUUCAAUCGGGCCGCUUUUCUUUCCCUUUCCCUCUGUUUAAGCACUCUUUCAACAGCUUUGGCUUGGGCAUUGAUCCUCCUCCUCUCUUUUGGAUCAAAGGACGAAUGAGGUCGUUAAUGUGGCGUAAAUUCAAAGUAGAAAAUUCCUUCAUGCAUUCACGUGAUGGGCAAAGCGUUGACCCUUACCUUCCCCUUGCUUUCGUUUCAGAUCCUUCAGUUCCCGCCGUAACUUCUUUGGGUCACCUCUCUCACACUGAGGAAGACAGAAGAUAGAAGAGAGAAGAGGUGAGAGUCUCAGGAUGACUGAUCAGGGAAGCUGACCAAAAACGGUGAAAGUUCUGUAGCGAAACGUUACCUUGUGAAGAAUCAUCUUCUCUUGGGCUCGAAGGAUGGUAUCUGCAAAUCGUCUCUUCAACAGGGCAGCGCGAAGUGCUCUAUUGGGAGACAAAAGACUCUCGGAUGAUGGAGGAAUUCGAUCACAGGUCUUCAGGGGCCUGUGAUUCUUCCCUGAGAUUGUUCUGUGCGAAAUACAUGUCACUUGAGCAAGCUCCCCCUUCGAUUGCCUCUUUAAUGACAGCUCGACAACAGCACUCAUGGACGCACAAUCUGGUGCCAUAGCUGGCGGAUUUUAUGAAAAAGUGACGAACUCUCAGAAGGGAAGAAGAUUUUGAUCGCAGCCGGAAGUAGGACGGUAAAACAAAGGAAAACGAAUGCCUGAACAACUACCAGGGUGGCUGAGCGUUGGGAAGAAAGAUGGGUACAGAAGGGAUCCACAUUACUGAAAGGAAAGAAGAGAAACAGAGCAACGAGAACGGCAGAAAGAACGUACCUGGUCGACCGACGAGAAGAGUGUCACCUCCGACCCAAGAACCCCUCCUCUCUCUGUCUCUCUCGUUCUCUCUUGCUCUCGCUCUCCCUCUAUCUCUCUGUCACUCUCGUUCUGUCUCUCUCCCUCUCUCUCGCUCUCGCUCUCUGUCUGUCUCUUUCCAGGAGUGGAGAACAGUAGAAGGAAGCGGUCGGCCAGCAUCAGAGUGACAACAACGGCCGAGCGCGUGUGGUGAGAGCGGGCGGGAAAGAGGCGGGAAGGGGUCAUUUAAUCUUUUAAAAGGAGUACCCAACGAGCUCUCCGGUCGACACGUCACUAAUGGCCGUUGAAGUGGCGGGAAGAAGGCGGACGGCUAUUCUUCACUCUCACUCUCUCUCUCUCUCUCUCUCUUUCUUUCUCUCGCUCAAACCCGCCAAGUCUCCCUCAUCUCCCUGAUCGCCCACUACAGCGCUUUUGGUUCUGUCAACAUGGCCCUCUCUCUCUCUCUCUCUCUCACACACACACACACACUCUUAGCAGGAACUUCCGGAGUGAGUCAGAGAAUGUUAUCCCCCCCUCUUUGUGAUACUGAUUAUUCUUGGGAAUCAGCAUUGACCUUACUUUGACAAAUACUGAAAAUACUCCCAUGAAAGGAGCAUUUUACAAGAAAAUAGAAAAUUGGGUUUGAAGGGGGGUUUACCCGCUCACCAACAUUCUUUCCAAACCACAUUGAGAAAUGACAGUUGACUGACCCUUGUGCGAACUCCAUGUAAGGGCAGUCAUUAGGCUCCACAUUGCUUGAUUAGUGUGAUCUUCUGAUCUUCAACACUCAAGAUUUUUAGUCUUCAUACUGAGUAUCCAAGAACAGAAGCCUCAUUCAAAAUGCUGAAUGCUUGAUUUAUUUUAAAGUUUAAUAUUUUCAUGUCAAUGAUUAGUGGUGCACACGCAGUUUUAUUUGGUUCAUAUGUUACUGUUAUUUUAUUGAUAAAAUUAUUUUGAGAGAUAUUUGAAAUUGGGUUGAUUUUGAUUUUAAAUUGGUUUUGACUCAUCUUGUCCUGUUAAGAUUGAGGACAAUUUGAUUUCUCCCAUGAAAUCAUAUGCAUAUAUAAAAAUUCUGAUUGUUUACUAGUGUACAACUUAUUAUUCAGGCUAUCCUUGGUGGAAGGGUUCAAGUACCUACUUUGUUGGGGAAGAUGGACGUGAAGGUACGAUUUAUUGCAUUACCUUCAGUCUCUUUUAUUAGUGGCAUUCUUUUCUGGUUAUUUUAUAACUCUAUAGGAAUGCUAGAACACUGAGGAAUUGCAACUGUGAAAGCAUUUUGGACCUUGUUGAGUCUGUAGCAUUGUGCAGUGCAUUAUGAAACAGAAAAGAUGACUGGUAUAAAGCAUCAAGUCAUAGAUAGAAAAGUCAUCUCUACCUUGAGAAAUAUUUGAGAUUAAAGAGAUUUUGAAUUGAUCCACAGGAUUCUUGAGUCCCUACAUUUGGCUGACUUAUAUUCUUUUCGCUUCCAUUUAAGCAUAUGAUAGAAAAGAUCUUGUUUUAUUUCGUAUCUCAAAGAUACACAAACAUGAAGGGAUUGUGUGCAUCUGUUAUAGUGGCACCAACUAAGAAGGAAAUUGAACAGCGGGUCUUAGAAGUAAGAUUAUGCCUUAGAUUAUAACUUUUGAGCUAUUGCAUGAACUAUUAAGCCAUUGCCAUUCCUCUCAUUCUUACCACAUGUAAAAAGGUUGAGGUAAUACCCAUUUUCUUCAUGUUUGACUAUAAUCUCUUUAUACGUUUUUGAAAAAAUGACUUAAUCUAGUAAUUUUUUUUUAUUCCCAUUAGUAAUAGAAAUGGGUUUGUAUCCAACCCAGUUGGGUAGUUUUUUCCUUCGAAGAACUCUUGACUUAGUUUUUUGAGCUUCUGAACUGGACAUUAGAAUAUAGUGUACUUCAGAUUUCGGAUUUUUUAUUUCUUCUUUCAUGUACUUCGAUUUUUCUUUUCAAUGUAAGUUCAGAGGAAAAUGUUCCAAUAAGAUGGUUGCUUCUAUUAUCUUAUUUUCUGUUUAGAUACCGAAAGGAGUCCAACCAGGGCAGCUGUUGGUCCUUAG